This is a messenger RNA of Closterium sp. Naga37s-1, 1923 nucleotides long. NCBI's taxonomy places the organism in Eukaryota, Viridiplantae, Streptophyta, Zygnematophyceae, Desmidiales, Closteriaceae. The record is from the annotation of a GenBank genome assembly.
AUGGUCGCAAACGUGGCGUACGCGGCGUUGCGCGACGCAUUGGCGCAGUCGCAGAGCAACCAUGAUCGCCUGGCGAGCUUUGUAGGGUCGCUCAACCAGCGGCUCUCGGCCUUAGACACGGCAUUGCGACCAACGCAGGAGCACACCUGUGCCAUCCGCAAGGUGCGCGUGAAUGUGGACAAGGCGCUCACGGCUGCUGAGGUGGUGCUGGAGAAGUAUGACGUGGCGAGGCAGGUGGAGGGGUGCAUCAAGGAGGGUCCCCAGGCCGACCUAGAGCCAUACCUGGCAGGCAUAGCGCGGCUGCACGAGGGCGUGGCGUACUUUGAGGCGCACCGGUCGUUCAAGAGCGCGGAGGCGGCUCUGGCUCACUCCAAGGCGCUGCUGAGGGAGGGCCACCACCGACUAGAGAAUGCUCUCCGGCAGCAAUUGUUGCAGUUCACCAAGGAACCGGACCCAGCCAAACUGUGGGACGCGAGCCAGCAGGGCGAGGAGGAGGCGGGCGGGGAGGGCGAGAAGGUGGCGGGCGGGGAGGGCGAGGAGGAGCGCAACCGGUUGCCGGUGCUGCUGGCGGAUGGCAGGGCGGGCGACCGCAUCCGCGAGCUGGCAGAGGCGCUCAUACAGAUUGGGCGGGGCGAUAAGUGCCUCAAGACGUACAUAGAGGUGCGCGGCAUGAUGGUGGAGGCGGGGUUGAGGCGCAUUGGCGUGGAGAGGCUCACCCACGAGGAGAUGGACUGCAUGGUCUGGGUGGAGCUGGACACGCGCAUUGCAGGCUGGAGGAAGCACAUCAGCCUCGUGGUGCACGUGGUGUUCCCUGCGGAGAGGGAGCUGUGUGGGACGGUGCUGGCGGGGUUGGAGCCGCACACAGGCAAGGCGUUUGCGGACCUGGCGGGGCUCACGCUCGGCAUGCUCUUUGGCUUCGGGGAGGCCGUGGCAAGCCAGAAGAAGCCGCUGAGCAAGGCAAAGGAGCUGAUGAACACGUUUGAGAAGCUGUUGCUCAUGUAUGACACCACGUGCAAGCUCAUGCCGCAGGUCGAGGUGGUGUUUGCAGGCCCGGCGUGUGAUAGUAUCCGGGGCAGUGCGCAGCAGCUGCUGCAGCACCUGGCGGCGGCGGCCAAGGAGGCGUUUUACGGCUUUGAGCGCGCCGUGGAGAGCGAUGAGAGCAUGCACUCCCCACCUCUGAGUAUGCCGCUUGAUGGCAUCAGGCAUUCGCUCACGAGCUUCGUCUUCAACUUCCUCGACUUUCUCACUGAUGAUGACUACCAGGCCACCAUGCAGCAGCUCUUUGGGAGCAGCAGCCUCUUCAGCGAGGCAACGAAGCGGGUGUUGGCAGCGCUGUACAGCAACGUGGAGAGGAGGAGCCGGCAGUACGGCGAUGCAGCGCUCGCACAGUUCUUCCUCAUGAACAACACACACUACGUUGUGGAGGGCGUCCACAAGGGCAGGCUGAAGGAGGUGGUGGGGGCGGACUGGAUCUACCGGCAGCGGCGCAUCGUGCAGCAACAUGCCGUGACGUACCGACGGACUUCAUGGAACAAGAUUAUUGGGCUGCUGUCGUCGGCAGGGCUGGCAGAGGAUGGCAAGGAGGGCAGCGUAAGCCGCGGCAUUCUCAAAGAAAGAUUCCGUGUGUUCAGCGCCACGUUUGAGGAGCUGCAUGGCUCACAGUGCGUGUGGAAGAUCCCCGACCCCGAGCUGCGGUCCGCCUUGCAGCUGCAGAUUGCUGAGCUGCUGCUGCCCGCCUACCGCUCCUUCGUGCAGCGAUACACCCCGGUGCUGAGGAGCGGCGGUGUCUUUGGGCGGGGCAGCGAGGCGGCCAGCAAGUACAUUCGAUUCACUGAUGAGGCCCUCGAGGUGCUGCUCCACGAGUUCUUCCAAGGCAGGGAGAGCCGCAACAUCCUCCUCACCCAACCCUCCGCGGCAUGCUAG